This is a messenger RNA of Bicyclus anynana (squinting bush brown), 2090 nucleotides long. RefSeq lists its product as uncharacterized. The record is from RefSeq and is a predicted model, not a curated record. NCBI's taxonomy places the organism in Eukaryota, Metazoa, Arthropoda, Insecta, Lepidoptera, Nymphalidae. Bases 338 to 709 code for a protein of 123 amino acids. The transcript has 2 exons.
UUUUCACGAAUACUUCAUUCUACUGCAAUUCGUCUUAAAGUGAACAUCCGCCUUUAAAGGUUUUUUCGCGAGUGACAUUGAAGUGAAAGCUUGUGUUUCCUUCUUAAACACAUUAUUUAUGCACAUUUAAAACAACAUUAUAAAGAAAAAUCCUAUUUUCACCUCCUCUGCAUUUAUUGCAACAAUACUAAAUUUAGCGUAAACUACUAUCUAUUUACGGGUAUCGAUCGGCGUAUAAGUUCUGCAAGAGUGCGAAGCGAGUGCUAUACUUUUACCGGCGACAGCUAUUUCUCACCAAAAACGUUAAAACGCAAGAGUCACCGUCACCGCCGCCGAGAUGGCGUUCAUGAUGCCAGUAGUGAAGAACGAUUGGGACAUUUACAACUCGCAGCGAUCGCGGCGGACUUCGGAGUCGGCGGACAAGGCGGGGAUCGGCGGCCGGGUGCGAAAGGUGUCCGAGUCUCGCUCCGAGGGGCCCGUGUUGUCUCCACGCAGCGCCGCGUUGAGCCCGCAUCGCAGCGCUCCAGCCAUGCGUUCGCUGUCGUACUGCCGCGCGCCGCCCAGCCGCGUCUCCUUGCGACAGUACGAAAACCUGAAGGGCUCGGCUAGUCCACCCAGCGCCAAGGAAACUGAGAAGUUCCACAGCAGGGCGCGAGCGGGCUCCCCCGAGCGACGCUCGCGUUGCGGCGCCUGCAUGCCCUACCUGUGACGAGCGCGGCCCGCGGCGGAGGAGACACACCAUCUGUGAUAUGUACCGGCGGACAACACCAGUUGAGUACAAUGAGUGUGAACGGACUUAAGAUAUGACGGAACAUUUUUGUGUUAGAAUAGUCAUUUGGUUCGCAUAAUGCAUGUGUGGGAACCGAGAGCUUGAUAGUUGAUACUGGUAUGCUUACUAUGAAUGUUUAAGACUGCGUUUACUUUAAGGGUUUAGUUAGGUUGCCGGGGUUUGUUUUGGCUUUCCUCUCACUCCGGCGGUUUAGUUAUGGCAGUUCGCGAUUUAACUGUGAUUUGUAACUCGUAAGUUACGGUGUUAUUUAUUGUAUAAUAUGAUCGGAGUACCUUUAUUUAAUUAAUAUUUUUUGUAGCUGUGACGAACACCGUAUGUAGUGAGACUAUGUUUGCGGGUUGUUGCGUUAAGACGAGAAAUUAUUACAGUAGGACGAGAUUAUCUUCGGUUGAUCAGAAAAAUAACACAAUUCAAGUGUUUUGACUUUAAACAAUAAAGCCAGCAAGUAUUAAAAUCUUUAUUUGCUUGUAAAGGUGUAUUAAUUUAUUCAUAUAUUUAUGGUAUUGAAUAUAUAGUAGAUAUAUAUUGUGACUAAUUACAUUAUUAUUGAUGUAAGCCUUAAUUUUGUUACAUAAUGUAUGAUUUUAUGUGAUGUUAACAUUGACUGUGUAAAUGGACCAGCUUUAUUAAAGUUAGGACAGGUAUUUUUCAGUGUAACUGAAUUAGUGACGUAAAAGUGAUUGUAAACGUAGGAUCUAUUUUAAGAGUAGAAAGAUGUGAGAAACUAAUGGAUAAGAAUUAUACAGCCAGUUCCUUCCUUAAACUAAAAAAAAUUAAAGAACUGCCAUAUUUCUACAAUAUUUUUUUUUUUCGCAAACUUCAUACAUAAUAGAAGGUAGUUUCACUAAAUCUACGCGCAAACUGAAAUUAGCAUUGUGAGUCGUUAUUUUGAAUUUAGACUAUGAUUCAAAUUUAACAACAAAGAAAGAAAUAAUAAUAUAAAAUUUAUUGAAAACAAUGUAAAUAUGUUUUUAUCUUGUACAUACAUAAACUAAUUAAUAUGCUAGCAGCCAGUACGUCUGUUUUUUUAGUAAAAUGUUAAAUUGUUAAAAUGAUAUCGAAGAUUUCAAGUUGUUGCAAACUAUUAAUUAUGGUUGUGACGGCAUAACGAGUAUUUUUUAAUGUUACCUUCUAUUAAAUUAAUGUUAUUAUUUUAAUGAUAUCAGGCAAAUCUAUCAGCAAAUCUGUUUGCGUGCGAUCAGACUUCAGAGUGGUUAUACCUAAUUAGAUGCAAAACAUUUUAAUCUGUAUUUUAUCGAAUCUGGUGAUUUUUUAAAUAUAUUGCUUAUAUCCAAUUUAA